AUGGAUCUUGAAUGCACCAAAGAAUCUCCAGCUUAUUAUACAAUUUGUCUACAUAUUUUAGCUGCAAUUUCAUUUCCAAUUAAUUGUUUCGGAUGUUAUUUGGUUGUUUUCAGAACUCCUCAAAAUUCUAAAUAUAGAUAUAGACAACUUUAUUUACAGGUCAGUUUUAAUCAAGGAUACUUGGUAUUAUGCUACCGUUCUGUCGAGAGAUAACUUCUAUAAAUUAGAUGUCCUUUGUCAGAUAAUCAUAAGUAGUGCCCUCUAAAAACAUUUCAGGUGACUACAUUUAUUGUGGAAAAUUAUAUGACAUGGAUUGCUGCGGGAUAUUAUUUUUUCCCAAUGACUGGAGGAUUCACAACUUCAUCUAUCUCGGAUAAAUUUAUGAGAACACAUAUGUGUGUUGUGUUUUACUUUUUCACAUUUUCUUAUGAGUUACCAGCAUUAUUUUGUUGUUUUCAAUAUCGAGCUGAUGCGGCAGCUGAAUUGAAUACAGUAAGUAGAAAACAAGUCUUCUGGUACAAAAUGAUAUUCAUUCAGAAAUACCGUAUCCCGUCAUAUUUAACAUAUUCAUUAUUAGUUCUCGCUCAUAGUUUUCCGAUAAUUAUUGGUUGUCUGAUGUAUAUUUCUGAACCUACAAAAGAUGAACAAUACAAAACAUUACUCAAUAAUUUUCCAAAAUGUCUUCAUAUGUUAGAUCAUCCUCGAUUUAUAGUUUAUGACUGGCGAACUAACUUUUGGCUAAUUGUUGCGGGAGCAUCGACUAUUAUUUGGUUGGCAUUUUUCACAAUGUGAGUCAUUCCUUUUGAAAAAGUAUUCGUACAAAAUUAGAAGGAAUUGAAAUGAUUCCACCUGUUUGUGACACUUUGUCAGAAUUGCUGAUGGAAUGAAUAGUUUGUGAAAAUUGCAAGAAUUAUGUAGACAGGUGCAUUUGACCUUUUCUAUCCGAGAGAAAAGUUGAAGUCGAACAAAGUACGUAAAUUAAAAAAAAUGAUAAUUUUACGAAAUAUGUAAAUAUUCAAUUAUGAGUAAAUAAACUAUACGUAUACACCACUUUUUCAAGUCGAACUUUUAAAGUUUUAUUUUCUAGGUACAUUGGAUUUUUAGCUCUAUAUACCAUGUUAAUUUUACAAACAAUGCGAAAACAUAUGUCAAUCGCAACUUUCAAAAUUCAUAAAGCGGCACUUGUGACAAUAACACUACAAUGUAUUAUUCCAAUGGAUGCAAUUGUGAUUCCCGUAUCGUUCAUAUUUAUAGUUGUUCUCAAAGAAUUAACCGAAUUUCAAGAAAUUGCUACAGAUGGAAUGUUUCUAAUAUCAUCUCAUUCGUUGAUUUCCACAAUUGUUAUGAUUGCGUGUAAUUCGAGAUAUUUGGAUAUUGUUCGUGGAUAUUUAGGAAAAGCUUUAAAUUUUAGAUUGAACGGGUUAAUUGAUGGCGUAUCAACAACACAUGCUUCGAAUGAAGUUGUUCCAAUUCAAAACUAA
This is a messenger RNA of Caenorhabditis angaria, 1481 nucleotides long. NCBI's taxonomy places the organism in Eukaryota, Metazoa, Nematoda, Chromadorea, Rhabditida, Rhabditidae. The record is from the annotation of a GenBank genome assembly.